CCCUUCGCUAUGCUCUAAUGCUGCCGUCUCAGACCGGGGAGAGAAAGAAAUAAAUAGAAAAGGUUCGCCGCCAGAUCAGUAACACAAAGCACGGACGGAUAUCGAAGGUCACUAAGGGGCAUGAGAGGCUUGUCAGAGGCCAACGCUGUUGUGAGCUGGACCGAGCGUUGUUGACGGGGACAUGGGCCUCUUUCUCAGGGCUUCCAGCACGCGCAACACGACAAACCACCUCCCGGCUGACCGCCACACACAAGACGACAACGGCAUCAGCACUCAAAGGGACCCCGUGGGCUUCAGCCUUCUCUCCGGCGCCACACCAUCGCAGGCCCAGCACCAAGCAGCAGCAGCACAGCCGGUCUCCAACUCUUGGUAGACACUCCAAGUAGCCUUCUCUAAUGAGGAUGUCUGAAACUGUCCCUGUAAAAGAGACUAGCGACAGUAUGAGAGGCCUGGAGACAGAAGAAAACCACCCUGCACCUGCCGCCACUGACGACAGCCCAACCAAGAGCGACAGCAGGGAGCAACAUGCCGAACCACUGGCCGACAUUCAGCCACAGCCUUUACCCCAAGUACAGCCUCCACUCCAGCCACAGCCCAACAGAGACGCCAGCUUCAGCCAAGACAAGAAUGAAACUCAGGAUGAAAUUCAAAUACAGCUCACUCAGUCAUUUGACAAAGAAGAGCCGCCAACACCGACCAAAAAUGAGGAGGACAAGGAUAAGAGCAGUGACAAGCUGGAGAAGCCUGAGAAAAUGCCAAGGAAGAUGUUGUCCCGAGAUUCCAGUCAGGAAUACACAGACUCCACUGGGAUUGAUCUCCACGAGUUCUUAGUAAACACGCUGAAAAACAACCCCAGGGACAGAAUGAUGCUGCUGAAACUGGAACAGGAUAUCCUCGACUUUAUCAGUAAUAACGAAAGCCAGGAAAGAAAGUUCCCCCCAAUGACCUCCUACCACAGAAUGCUGCUGCACCGAGUUGCUGCCUACUUUGGCCUCGACCAUAACGUUGAUCAAACCGGGAAAUCUGUAAUCAUCAACAAAACUAGCAAUACGAGAAUACCUGAUCAGAAAUUUUCAGAACACAUCAAAGAUGACAAGACCGAUGACUUUCAGAAGCGGUACAUUCUCAAAAGGGACAACUCUAGCUCAGACAAAGAUGACAACAUGAUGCGGAUGCGGCUGAAGGAUGACAGAAGGAGCAAGUCCAUAGAGGAGCGAGAGGAGGAGUACCAGCGGGCCAGAGACAGGAUAUUCGCUCAAGAUGGUCCAGAUGGCUUUGCUCUUGAAAAAAGGAUACAAGAAGAUGAUGCCUGCAACAGCACUCAACAAAGACGACAAAUAUUUCGGUUAAAAAAUGGGCGCUCCACCAACAGCCGCCAGAGCAGUUCUGAAAACGAGCCAAAGUACUCUGACCCUCGGCCAUGGAGCAGCACAGACUCGGACAGCUCCAACCGCAACCUGAGGCCAGCCAUGACCAAGGCCAGCAGCUUCAGCGGCAUCUCCGUCCUCAUUCGAGGAGACAGCUCAAGCAGCAGCAAGAGCAUGGGUCGGCUCUCUAAGACUGGCCAGCCCUUUAUGAACCCAGACGGCAGCGCGGUGGUAUACACCCCCAGCUUGGCCCCCCAGCAGGGCAGGACCCAGCAGUCCCUGCCCCCACCUCCUCCCCCACCUGGCUCCCAUCAGCACCAGCCAACCAACCAUGUCCUCUCCCAGCAAGACAACCUGGGUGCCCAGUUCAGCCACAUGAGCCUGGGCCGACAGGCCUCAGGUGAGAACCGGGACGCUCAUACUGCCAUGUACCCCUCUCCCGUGGUGCUCCAGGCCCCCCCACAGCAAGCUGGCUACAUGGUCCCGCCCCCAAGCCAGCCUGUACCUGCCCCAGCCUAUUCCACCCCGGCCCCCCCGCCCGUCAACCAGCCGGUCAUGCAACAACAGGGGUACAUUCAACAACCCAUGCAGCAGAUGCAGGCCUGUUACUGUGCGCCAGGCCAAUACUCCCUCUCCAACCAGCAGUACCGACCUGUGGGCACGGUACAAUACAGCGCCCCGCAAAGCCAGCCAAUGCCCCCUCCCACACAGCAGACAGGUUACCAAACUGUGAUGCCAAAUCAACCGCAAAGCUAUCAGAGUAUGAUAGGAGUUCAACAGCCACAAAGUCAGAGCCUGGUCAGUGGCCAACAUAGCAAUAUCGGAAAUCAGAUGCAAGGCAUGAUGGUCCAAUAUCCCUCCAUGCCUUCUUAUCAGGUAUCCAUGCCCCAAGUGUCGCAGGGUGUACCACAGCAGACAUAUCAGCAGCCAAUCCUCAUCCCCAACCAGUCAAACCAAGGGCCCAUGCCUGGCUCUGGUGUCCAAGUCUACUACAGUGUUAUUACACCCAACCAACAAAACUCAAUGAGCUCCUCAGUGGGGUUCCUGCCCCCUCCAGGUUCGGAGCAGAUGCAGUUCCCGCGGCCGUCCUCUCCCUGCAGUUCCCAGCAGAUCUCUGCACAGCAGUGCUCAGGCGGUGGUAUGGUGAUGAUGCAGCUGACACUGCCCCCUGGUCAGCAGCCGCGGCCACACUCCCCUCCACAGUGGAAACACAACAAGUAUUACAGCCUGGAUCACCAGAGAGCACCCAAGUCCACAGAGCUGUCCUCCCUAGACACCUCACAGAGCAGUCCCCAGCUUGGCAGCCCCUCCACCUCUCCAGCCCAAUCACCCACACCCACUCACCUGACCAAUGUGAAGAACAUCCGUCCAGGCCUUGCCUCUGCACCCAUCAUGCAACAGUUCUCCCGACCCUUUGUGCCAGGGCAGGGUGAUGCACGGUACCCCCUGCUCGGACAGCCCCUGCAGUAUAACCCUCAGAUCCGUCCCCCUCUUCUCCACGCACCCCCCAUGGUCCCCAGUCACCAGGUGUCCAUGGGCAUGAGGCAUGGUGGUGGCCGAGGGAAGAAACAGCCAAGGAAAUCUUUGUCAACAGAUCUCAGUGUAGGUCAAACAGUGAGCGGGCAGGUUGUGGCGGUGAAUGACCUGCCAGAUAGGACAAGCUGGAGUCGGCGACAGGGUGAUGCUAUGCUGGGCGAGCUUUCUAAGGCGGGGGCCAACAUCAUCCGGCUCCCCGGACACCACCACAACUACCACCACCACCGCCGCCAGGAAAGUCAGCUAGGGGCCAAUGGUGACCAUCACCACCACCACCACCAUGCCAAACCCACUUUCCGGGCCCCUAUUGACCCUGGUUUCUCUUACGCCCUCCUGGCCACUGUCCCCUCCAGAAACCCCACUGCCCAAGGCGCCCCCCGCCAAUAUAAUGGCUCCCGUGCCACCUUCAGACUCGCAACGAGCAAGGAUCCCGGCAAACCCCCUAGUCUGGAGAGGGCCAGCUCCCAAUAGGGAGCACUGUUGUUGCAAUAGAUACAACAGCAAAGGACCUACGACUUAUCAACAACAGUGCCCCCCCCCCCUUUCAUCCUCCUCCCACCACCAGCACCCCAGUCCCCGACACUAUCAAUCCCCCCAUCCCCGCCCCCUACCACCCUGUAUUCUGUUGGUUUGAUGUAGAUGGGUUGUUUUUACAUUUGAUUUGUAGAGACUCCAGGGGAAUGUGUUGUCUUGUAAAUUCUUGCAAAUUUGAGGGAAACAAAAAAAAAGUUACAAUACAAUAUAACCCCCAUAAAUUGAACAAGAAAAGAUGGUCCUAAGUUGCCACAUGUCUGCUCUUAACGAGGAAAAGGGCAGAACAUAUCACAAUGGGCAGCCAGUUUAUUAUUUUUUUCCUGUUUUGGUUAAUUUUUUAAGUUGUGAUAUCCCCCCCCCCUUCCACGGGCUCAGCGCUCUUGCUGUGCUUUGUUGAGCACCUGCCCCAUAUCGGAGCAUCCGCCUUGUUGGCCGAACUCCACCAAAGCCCCUCCACUGACCCCUCCCCCACCCUGGGGGCAUCUUAGAUAUGGCCCACCAUCCCACCAGCCACUUCCCCAUUUGUGGUCAGAACAUCAUGGAGCUCCCCAUCACUACACAAUGGGUCUCUUGUCGUGCCUUUCUCUCCAGAGUCUACUGCUUUAUUCUUCAACAAACACACAAUGAAGACACCCCCAGUGUCUGUUGUAUGGAAAAGACCCGUUUAUUGUAAAUAAUUUAUAUAGUAGCUAAAGAAUUCAAUCGGUUCUUUUCACAGUGAACAGUACGUGUUGGUCACAGGCACAGAUGAAAAUGGAAAAAAAAGGCUUUUUUUUUGUUUGUUUGUUUGAUGACCCUGGUUUUUAACUUAAUUUAAAAAAGUUGAGUGAAAAAAGACACUCCUCCACCGACAAUAUGUUUUAGCAAUUCUCAGCUCUUAAUCUCUUUCUCUCUCUCUCGCCACACUGUCCACCUCUUUUUUUCUGGUGCAAGGCCAACAGUUUCAAGUCUGUCAUAAGAGUCUCCUUGAAUUAAACCUACUGGGUCACUGGAAAAAUGUUUGCACAUUUAUACAACUGAAUAUAUAUUAUAUCUAUAUUUUUCCUUUUCUUUCUCUCAAAGAAAACGUGUGGAUUCUGAAAGGCUGUUCAAUGCUGGUGCAAGUCAUUUUUAUUUCAGUUUGAAAACCAAUAAAUGUUUAC
Molecule: messenger RNA, 4579 nt
Organism: Lampris incognitus (smalleye Pacific opah)
Lineage: Eukaryota; Metazoa; Chordata; Actinopteri; Lampriformes; Lampridae
Product: R3H domain-containing protein 1-like
Exons: 23
Coding region: 396-3374 (992 amino acids)
Molecular function (GO): nucleic acid binding
Source: RefSeq, a predicted model, not a curated record